Branchiostoma floridae (Florida lancelet) is the source of this 2581-nucleotide messenger RNA. Its product is annotated as activating signal cointegrator 1 complex subunit 2-like. NCBI's taxonomy places the organism in Eukaryota, Metazoa, Chordata, Leptocardii, Amphioxiformes, Branchiostomatidae. Gene Ontology annotation, molecular function: ubiquitin binding. The record is from RefSeq and is a predicted model, not a curated record. Gene Ontology annotation, biological process: regulation of DNA-templated transcription.
GAGAUUUUACGACGAUUUUGCUGUGUUGCGGCAGGAUUUCACAACAGUUGUGCAAUCGCAGUCUGGGAAAGAAACUGUGCCCAAGUAUGGACAAUAACAAAGCUGUUCUAUGAUCAUCUACACUUCUUUAAGUGCAGAUUAAGUGAAAGUGAAGGAUAGGUUUGAUUGGACACACACUUCAACAAUAAGGAAGAUGAGCAGUAAGAAGACAGGCCCUGAGCCGUUGGACCAACAGUACGUCACUGUUAAAAAUGAGUUCGGCUCACCUCAGAUGGUUCCUGUACUGCAAGUUCUGGUGCCAGACCAUCUUUGAUGAAUCUCUGCACAACUGUCUCAACUCCUACCUGCAGAAUGCACCAAGAUCCUACGACCCCCCACUGGAUCUUCCUGCGGACCUGAAACAGAGACAGGAGACACUACAUAGACUCUUCUUCAUGGUGUUCAUGAGGAUGGCCACACACAAGGAGUCCAAGGAAAACUUCUUCACCCCUAAGAUGUUCGGAGACAUCUUGUAUGAGAACUUCUUGUUUGAUGUUCCCAAGCUGAUGGACCUGUGUGUGCUGUAUGCGGGAGGCAACAUGGCCGUCCUCACCAAAAUGAUUGACAACAUCUUCAAACAGCAGCCGAACUACAACAAUGACUUGGCAGAAGUUGGGCCAACUAUUUUUGAGGUAUUUGACAACAUACUGGAGAAGUGUGGGUUAUCAGAUGAAGGUGGUUCGGUGCCACAGAAGCUGAGUGACAGAAAAGCUGCCCCUCUACAGUCCAUGAGUGUAGGGGAGGUACAUGACAUCCUACUGUACAUGAGAGACUCAGCCAUCACCCUACUGGUGUUUCUGGAGACCUACCCCAGCGGAUGUAAGGUUUUUCACCAGCAGAACGUUGUUGCAAGAAUAUGCAGUUUUUAUGAGUCCGUUGUUCCAGCAUUAGAGAUCCUAGUGAUGGACAGAAUAUCUCAGGAUACAGGAAAGGCAAGUUGGAAUGAGCUGGCUGCAGUUCUAAGCCAGGCCAGAGGGAUGCUGGUCAAGUUAUGUCAUCACAUCAUCUCCACAUGCUGUCUCCAACCUAUUCUAGAAAACAGUGGUUCCCUGGAGGUUGUGUUAAACUAUGUAGAAGACUACCUCCAUGUGAUGUCUGCUGUACUUUCUGAAAGAAGAUUUCUCCAUGAUUUAGACUUCCUGUUUAGUGUACAAGAGGACAUAGACCUUAUUCACCAAGCCUGUGAUAGUGUAGAUAGCACGAGAACAGAUUUUAUUAUGGGAGCCGUCGACCAGGCAUAUCAGUCAUUUGGUAAGGACAAGAGAGCCAGGUAUGAUGGGAAUGGACCAAAUCAUGCUGCAUCAUGGAAUGGGGAGCUCAAGGCUGAUGGGAAUGGGAGGACACCUGUGAAUAGGGUACAGCAGGAGGAUUUCCAGGAUGAGGCAGCUCUUGAGGGUUUGGAAGGGGCCUGUGCCUUCCCCCAGCCCAGUGGAGUGGAGAUGGACUCCCUUAUCAGUGCUGUUAGGGACCUCCUUCCUGAACUUGGGGAAGGCUUUAUCAUGGCCUGCCUAGAGGAGUAUGGGUAUAAAGUUGAGAAGGUCAUCAAUGACAUACUAGAGGAAAAACUACCUGCUAAGCUCCAAAAACUGGACAGAAGCAUGAAAAGACCAGCUGAAAAAAAGACAGAAGAUGUUGAGACGACGUUGCUGUCCCAACGAGCCAAUGUCUUUGCUGGUGAUGAGUUUGACGUGUUCUCCAGGGAUGACAUCGAUAUGUCCAAAGUCUUCAAGGGGAAACGAGAACCAAAAGAUGUGAACACCAAGAAAAUCAUGGACGAAGACAAACCCGAUCUCGCCGCUCUAAAAGAACAAUAUUUUAACUACGGAACAUAUGAGAAAGUGCCAGAGGACGAGCUGAAUGGACCAAUGGCAGCGCUGCACGUGGUGGAUGAUUACGAUGAUGAGUAUGAUGAUACGUACGACACCAACGAUGUUGGUGAGAUGGACGCUGACUCUGCUGAUGAGAUGAUCAGAGAAAACAAGGCUGUAGAGGAGUAUGGAAGAGAAUUUGUGACUCCCAGGGUGUUAGCUGGCAACAAGGGGAGGAGAGAGAAGGAGGGGAGUGAUGAAGAGGAAGAACAGGAACAAGGAGGACCAAAGGACAAGAAGGAUAACUUUGUACAGGACCCGGCAGCACUGAGAGAGAAAGCAGCAGAGAGGGCAGCGUACAAGGCACAACGGCAGGGCAAAAAGGGACAAAACAGGAACCAACAAGACGUCCUGAAAGGUCAAGCCAAGGGUCAAGGUCAAACAAAAGAGACGGCCCACAGCAGACGACAGAAGGAGAAGAACAAGUCCAGUCGGGCCAAUCACAACCGACGGGCCAUGGCAGACAGGAAGAUGGCCAGGGGGAUGGGGCCACUCACAUAAACUCUGCUGACAUUUCAAGUUCCUCUCACUCUUGCCAUUCUAAGUGUUUGUUUUUUUGAUAUGCAAAUAUAUCCUAUUCUGCAACGCAGAGACAUCCAAUGGCGCCAGCAAACUGCCACUUGUCUGUACUCUGCUAUCUCAACCGUCACGAUCAGUUCCUGUGGGCGUCGCCA